Menidia menidia (Atlantic silverside) is the source of this 4974-nucleotide messenger RNA. Lineage: Eukaryota; Metazoa; Chordata; Actinopteri; Atheriniformes; Atherinopsidae. The record is from the annotation of a GenBank genome assembly.
CGGAGCGGCCGGUGGACGGACGUCCUUCUGGAAGGACUCGCCCUCUCACUCAGGAGACUACACGGGAACAAAUAAGUUAGCGAAGUGCACCGCGGGCACUCUGCUAAAGAGUUUAACUCUUUAAAGAAAAAAAAAAACACACCAGAAAAAAAACGUUUCUUAUCUGCGACAAGUGCACGAGACAGAGAAACGGUGCUGGUGGGCCACCUGAUCUGAGGAGAGGGAUUUAUUUUCCUUUCACAUUCCUUAUGGAGCCCUACAGAGUGACUAGCAUUCCUAACAGCGGGCCACAGCGGGGCUACACUCAGCCGCCCCGCCCUUCCAGGCCUCACAGCAAUGGAGCUGGUUCAUAUGGUCUCAGCAUCCGAGUCCAGGGUAUAGACGGACAUCCUUAUGUCGUUCUCAAUAACCAAGACAGGGGUCCUCAGCCCCAUGCUGACCCUAACACUAAUGGGCACGUUGACACGGAAGGCUCCUUUAUUGAGAACUAUCAGGAGUAUGAUUUUAGAGGAGGCAAAGAGGCUGGAUCCAACAGCCCAUUCAUGGAGUACAGGACACAGAAGAUGAUGCAUCCCCCCGGCCCUCAGAAUGGGGUUACUGAAUCGCAAGGAAAGAAACCUUCAACUCUCCUGAAUUUCCAGAAGCACCCUGAGAUUCUACAGCCCUACGAUCCAGAGACCAACUCACUCAAUUUUGAGGGUUUCCGCAGCCUUCCAUCAAAGCCCCACACUGAGACAGGGAACCCUCUCCAGAAUUCCUCCUCCAGAUCUGCUGCACAACUCCCCUCUGCUGGCAGGUCGUCCAGCUUGGAGAGGAACAAAGACCCCGCACAGACGGAGAAAAGACAGGUUUCAUCCCCGAGCACAAGGCCAGCUGAGCAUGAAACGCCUCUUUCGAAGCCAAAGUCCCAGACUUUGCCUGCAGAACCACUGGCUCAGCAUCAGAGCAGGCCACAGGUGGCUCGGCCACAGGUGGCUCAGCCCCAGUCCAAACCUUACCUGACCAGCCUAGGUCCCCCUCAGUUUAAACCGUCUUCUAAACCUCUUCCGGUGCCUGCAGCCCACUCUCAGCCUUUCACUGUGCCCAGUCCCUCGAGUGAGCAGAGCAAGACACCCUGCAGAUCGCCCAGUUCUAUGAGCAGCGCCAACUCCAGCCUUGAGCGCACCCGGCGUGAACCUGAUGUCCUCCCCUUACGCCGGACCGACUCCAGCGGCCCAGUGCUUCAGUCUUCCACCCGCACUCGUCACGCUUCCUCACCCUCUGCCCCUAAAGAUCAGAGGGAUGAACAGAUGGAGGCUCUUUAUGCAGACACUAUUAAUCGCCACGAGAACCGCCGCUACAUUCCCUUCCUCCCUGGUUCAGGCAGAGAUAUCGACACAGGGUCCAUUCCUGGUGUCGAUGAGCUGAUUGAGAAAUUUGACGGCAAAGAUGGCAGCCAUCAACGCAGAGGCCGGGCGGGGCGCAGGAACAGGAUCAACCCAGAGGACAGGAAACGCUCACGCAGCGUGGACAGUGCCCUCGGCCUCAGAAAUAGCUUCUCUGAUGAGUUUAGUCACUUUCAAGGCACAUCAAAGGAGCAUGUCCUGAGGCCCUCCCAGCUGCGGCUGCAGAAGGCAGCCAGCGCCCAGGAGUCCAGGCCCACCGCAGUAAAUGGUAAGGUGGAGGCUGUGGGUCCAUCCACUGUCAGCAGCGCACCUGGCUCCCCCCAGAGCACCAUCUCUAAACACACAGGCUCCAUUCAGGCAUACAAAAAGCCACAGAGCCGCUCCUCUUCGUUACCUUUUAAGAGCAAAGAGAAUGAGCAAAAGGGCCUCUCAGAUGCAAAGGUUUCAGCAACAUCGACAUCUCUGUCCAAGAAAUCUUCCACAGCAGAGAAGAAGCCCAGUUCAGGAGCCGAUGUUCAGGCGACACCUGAUCUCCUGAAAGGUCAGCAGGAACUUUCACAGCAAACACAUGAAGAGACGGCGAAGCAAAUUUUGUUCAGUUACCUUAAAGAUGGAAGCAACGAUAAUGACGAAACCACAAAGAAAAAGGUCAACCUCGUCUUUGAAAAGAUACAGACGCUGAAGUCUCGUGCCACGGCCAGCACACAGGGCGACAACAAAUCGCUGGACCUUGCUGCACAAACCAAAGCUCUACAGGAGCAAAAUGCUGAUCUGGAGAAGGACAUAGUGGAGCUGAAGAAACAGCUGGAUGAACAAAUAAUGGAGAGUCAUGCUGACUCAAAGAAAUCAGCUGGCUUGAAGGAUCUGCAGCAGGAUCUGCAGCGGAGCAUGGAGGAGUGCAAGCGUCUGAAGGAAAAACUGGCCAGAACAGAGGCUGACCUCAAGAACGCAGUGGAAGAGCUUUUUCAGGUGAAGAUGGAGAGGGAGCAGCAUCAGACUGAGAUCAGAGACCUACAAGAUCAGCUGUCAGAGAUGCACGAUGAGCUCGACUCAGCGAAGAAGUCAGCCGGCGAUGCAGAAAAAGACAUGAUUAUGACGGACAUGAUGCAACUGAAGGCAGAGAUGCAGGAACUUCUCUUUGCUAAAGAAGAUCAGGAAGAGAUGCUGAGGAGGCGUGAAAGGGAGCUAACAGCUUUGAAGGGAGCACUGAAGGAAGAAGUGGCCGCUCAUGACCAGGAGGUGGAUAAGAUGAAGGAGCAGUAUGAGAAGGAAAUGAGCAGACUGCAAUCAUUGCUGGAAGAGGCCAAGCAGAGCAGCGCAGCAGUGGUCCAAGAGAAAGCUGAAGUAGAGGCAGCCAAGGGUGCAGCGGAAGGCCAAGCAGGGCGGCUGACCCAAGAAGCCGAGCGACUGCACAGGCGGGCGCAAGAGCUGGAGAAUGAGGUGGCCAAGCUCAACCGAAUCAUCGAUGAGGCCAAGCUUCAGGAGAGCAGGCUGGGGGACAAAGCCAGCCGGCUGGAGCGAGAUAAAAAGCAGUUGGAGGAGUCUUUGGCUGAAAUUAAGGAGGAAGAAGAAGAGAUGGCCCGUGCUAACAGGGCGUUGACCCUCCGGCUGGAGGAUGUGCAGAGGAAUUUGGCCAAACUGAGCAAUGAACAUAAAGAGCUGGAGCUGACCUUACAAGAAGAGAAGACUCAGAAAGAGCAGUUCAAGAACAUGAAAAACAACAUAGAGGACGAAAGGAGGUUGCUGGACCGUACUGUGGAGAAACUUCAGAGGGAGAUGAACGAUAUUGUGGAGGCGUCUCAGUCGUCCACUCAGGAGCUGCAGGAGCAGAUUGACAUUUACAAGGAGAAGAACCGGCGAGAGCUGACUGAGCUGCAGCGGCUUCUAAAGGAACGAGGGCAGGAGCUGGACAAAUGCCUGCAGGCCACCAAAGCUCUGCAGGGCGAGUUGUCCCUUAGGGAGGCGGACCUGCGGCAGUGUCAGAGGGAGCGAGACCAGGCUGUUGACAAUGAGCAGAUGCUGGAGAAGAAGGUUCAAGAUCUGGAGAUGGAGACUGAGAAAAAUGCCAACGCUAAGGAAGAGAAAGCACGGCACCUCAAACUCAUGGAGGCCAGGCUCAGUCAGCUGCAGCUGGACCUGGAUGAAGAGCGUCAGAGUGGAGAUCAGCUGAUGAACAGGAUAGACCGAGGCAGAGAGCAGUCGUGCUCCUCUGAGCUCAUCUUAUUGGAGUUGAGACGUGAGGCUACCGAGACUGUGGCUAAUUGUUGUCGGACUGUGUGGCUGCAAAGCGAUGACUGUCUGGGCUGGGCUCGACAGGUGGAGCAGAUGAGGAAUGAACUCCUGCAGGAGAGGGCUAGCAGACAGGACCUGGAGUGUGACAAGAUUGCUCUGGAGAGACAGAAUAAAGAUCUGAAGGCCAGAGUGGAUCAUUUGGAAGGCUCCCACAAGUCCAGUAAGGAGGGCCUGGUGACCCAGCUGGAGACUCGCGUACAGGAGCUGCAGGAGAAGCUGGAGGGGGAGGAAAGGGAGAAGGCAAACCUGCAGAUGGCAAACCGCAGAUUAGAGAGGAAGGUAAAAGAGAUGAUCAUGCAAGCCGAAGAGGAACAUCAGACAAUCCAAGAUCAAAAGGACCAACUGAAUCUGCGACUAAAGGCCCUGAAAAGGCAGAUGGACGAGGCUGAGGAGGAGAUAGAUCGUCUGGAGCACGGCAAGAAGAAGCUGCAGCGGGACCUGGAUGAGCAACAGGAGGCCAACGAGCAGCUCCAGAGUCAGCUCAAGGCUCUGCGCAGCGAGAUCAGGCGUAAGAGCUCCUCCGCUCCGCUCCUCAACAGCCUGGAUGACGACGACGACGACGAUGACAUCAGCACCGACGGGGAGACGUACUUCAGCUCUUCCUCAGGGUACAAGCGCUCCUCCAGUCAAGACAACAUUCUGUCAACUCUCACUCUAUAAUCAUACUCCAAAAAUACAGCUUAUUUCUAAACACCACCGUUGGAUCAAAUGCUGAAGAAAGGUGCGCUGCCUUUGUAUUAUACUAAAUUUUGAGUGUACAUAAUGAGACUUUCCUGCACAGGCGAGGAGUUGUUUUUCAUUCGUUUUUUUAUUUUAUUUGUUUUUUGUAAGCAGCGGUCAUAUUCUCCUGGAUUUGAACUUGGAGCAGUCUUGAUGUGAAUAAAGUCACUCAGUAUUAUUUGAGCAGCUCUUUGAUUACUGGAUGAAAUUGGAAAGGUUCUGAUAAACCCUGUGCCCAAGAAAUCGAGUGUAUAUUUUUCUUUAAUUAGCUUGUUUUACAUUCCUUCGUCAGGUUAUUCUCUUCACCCUCAUUAGUUUAAAGUAUAUAUUUUUUACAUAACGGAGAUGCUUGUCGCUUGUUGUUAUUAUUUUAGGGGUAGUGAACUUGAAAACAAACAUUUGCACUGUAAAGCAACAAAACCAGUACUUCUUUUGUCAACAAUAUGAGGUUAGUUUUUAUGCCUAUCAAAUGUUACAGCUACAUGUCCAGUGUCCAAAUAUAUUCUUUUUGUACCGUCCAGUCACAUAAACUAUACUCACUUUUUACUUUUUUUUUUUUUUUUUUAAUUGAUGAAUU